This is a messenger RNA of Populus nigra (black poplar), 1499 nucleotides long. Its product is annotated as putative methylesterase 14, chloroplastic. The record is from RefSeq and is a predicted model, not a curated record. Bases 279 to 1319 code for a protein of 346 amino acids. The transcript is spliced from 5 exons. Gene Ontology annotation, biological process: jasmonic acid metabolic process; salicylic acid metabolic process. Lineage: Eukaryota; Viridiplantae; Streptophyta; Magnoliopsida; Malpighiales; Salicaceae. Gene Ontology annotation, molecular function: methyl salicylate esterase activity; methyl jasmonate esterase activity; methyl indole-3-acetate esterase activity.
CAGCUAAAGUUUUACACUAGUUUUUGUUUUUUAGGGCAUUUAUAGCCAUCUUCUCCUUCACCUGUAUCCCACCUACUCUUCCUCUCAAAUAUUCCAUUAAAAAAAAAUUCAUUAAAGAAUUUCUCUGCUGUCGUAGUGAAGACUAUCAUUUCUUUAUCUUUUUCUUUUUUUGCAGGAAAACAUGCUACUUUCCAUGAAAAUUUCUUGACCCUCUCUAGCUUUCUGUCAAAACUACCUCCAAAGAUUUCUGGAUUGUUAAAAAACGAGGUUUUGCAAUCAUGGGUAAUUUAAUUUGCAUGACAAAGAAGGACACUAGAGAUAAUAAUCAUGGAUCAAAAAGCAAGAGAAUGGGUAGGUCUCAAAGGAAGUUGUUGGCAGAGGAGGAGUUCUUGCAUAGACAAGCUCUUUCUAUGGCACUACAACAGCACCAAUUGUCUCAGAGAUUUGAUGGAUCCAUGUCCAGGAGGAUUGGUUCAACUAGCUCUAGAAGAAGAAAUCUCUCUGAUCCUUUCUCUAAUGGCAAACAGGCACCAGACUUUCUGGAGAAUAUGAAGUUAAAUAAGUUUGUUCUGGUGCAUGGAGAAGGUUUUGGAGCAUGGUGUUGGUACAAAACGAUUGCUUUGUUGGAGGAAGCAGGAUUGGUUCCUAUUGCCAUAGAUCUAACAGGAUCUGGUAUUGAUCUGGCAGAUACAAACAGUGUCACAACAUUGGCAGAGUACUCAAAACCAUUGAUUAGUUAUUUAGAAAACUUGCCUGAGGAUGAACAGGUUAUUUUGGUUGGCCAUAGUACUGGAGGUGCAUGUGUCUCUUAUGCACUUGAGCAUUGCCCCCAAAAGAUCUCGAAAGCUAUUUUUCUCUGUGCUACAAUGGUGUCUGAUGGUCAGAGGCCUUUUGAUGUGUUUGCUGAAGAGCUUGGAUCUACAGAACGUUUUAUGCAAGAAUCACAGUUUCUGAUUCAUGGAAAUGGUAAAGACAAGCCUCCUACAGGAUUUAUGUUUGAGAAACAGCAAAUGAAAGGUUUAUAUUUCAAUCAAUCACCAACAAAGGAUGUUGCGUUGGCCAUGGUUUCAAUGAGACCCAUUCCACUUGGUCCCGUCAUGGAGAAGCUAUCAUUGUCCCCUGAAAAAUAUGGAACUGGCCGGCGGUUCUUCAUUCAGACACUGGACGAUCAUGCUCUUUCACUAGAUGUCCAAGAAAAGCUAGUGAGGGAUAGUCCACCAGAAAGAGUCUUCAAGAUUAAAGGAAGUGAUCACUGCCCAUUCUUUUCAAAGCCUCAGUCCCUUCAUAAAAUAUUGUUGGAAAUUGCUCGAAUUCCAUAGAUUAUAUUUCAGAAAAUUGAGUUCAAGCCGUUUACAAUGUGAAGGUCCAGUAUAGUAGGUAACACUUGGGCCAUAUGCCUACUGUUAUUUAUCUCCUUUUCAGGUAUGUUUACAAGAAGUUAAAUUUAUCAACUUUUUUCUUAGACAAAUCUCAAUAUCAUUUAUUUAUUAUGACUGAAA